AAUAAUAUCACGCACGAAAGUCAUUGUAUUGGCAACUCUGGGUGCAGGUGCGGCUUGGUCAACACGCCAUUUGUUCUGGUGUUGACGAUUCUUUUGCUGGUGGGCAUCGCCGACAACAAGAAGAUGGCUGAAGGCACAGGAGGGGCAUUGUUUACCAUAGGGUCGCUCAGUCUGCCGCUCAAUCUCAGUUCCUUCCUCGGCACCGUUCCUGGCCAAUCAAGGAGCGUUCUCUACUUCGUCGGUCUCGGAAUCUUGGCCUUCAAUUUCGCUGCCGUGUGCGGAUUUACGAAUAUUCGACGCGACAUGAAGGCACCGCCCUGUUUCACCAAGGCCGCUGCCUUCGGAGUUGCGGGGAGCACGCUGGCCUUGUUCGUGGUUGGAGUGACGGCCUACGCGGUUCUUACGGUGGUCACCGGAAACGUCGUGUUGAGCCUGAACGGACGAGAUACCAGGAUCGCCGCCAACAUUUUCACUGUGAUGUGCACCGAACAGGCGAUGAGCCUGACCUACAUAAUAAUGGGAGAGUACGACCGCGUGGAGGAUUACGGAAAACGCGUGGCCUGGAAUCGUGCCAAGAGGUCGUCUCCGCUUGCCCUGUGCGCCGGUCUGCUUGCGCUGGCCGUACCAUACGACGGGGCCCUGAUGGGACUCGUCGGGUCUUUGGCUCUGUGUCCAAUAGCCUUCGUGUUGCCCCCAGUGUUCUACUACAAGCUGUGCCAGGGGUCGGAGCAGUGGCCAGAGAAGCCCCUGAGCAUGAGAAUGAAGAUCUGCCUCGCAUUGGCGGUUCUUAGCGGCCUGCUCGUGUUCAUCGGCGGAACGGUGACGUCGAUCAUCCAGCUUGUGGAAGAGAGCCGCGUGGACGAACAGUCUUGCUUCUGGGGCUUCUGCUACGAUCAAAAGUUCGCACACACGCCGCAAUCAGUUUCUAUCUACGACAUACUGACUAGUGGCAGGAAGCCAGAGGACAGGCUAUGGCUUCAAUGCGCCAAGAAAUCCUAAACUCUGUGCACUGUGAUACAAAUAA
Molecule: messenger RNA, 1024 nt
Organism: Rhipicephalus sanguineus (brown dog tick)
Lineage: Eukaryota; Metazoa; Arthropoda; Arachnida; Ixodida; Ixodidae
Exons: 4
Coding region: 124-999 (291 amino acids)
Biological process (GO): amino acid transmembrane transport
Cellular component (GO): vacuolar membrane
Molecular function (GO): amino acid transmembrane transporter activity
Source: RefSeq, a predicted model, not a curated record